Messenger RNA from Chelmon rostratus (copperband butterflyfish), 327 nucleotides. RefSeq names its product protein unc-13 homolog B-like. Gene Ontology annotation, molecular function: calmodulin binding; diacylglycerol binding; syntaxin-1 binding. NCBI's taxonomy places the organism in Eukaryota, Metazoa, Chordata, Actinopteri, Chaetodontiformes, Chaetodontidae. Gene Ontology annotation, cellular component: presynaptic active zone cytoplasmic component; synaptic vesicle membrane; plasma membrane. Gene Ontology annotation, biological process: synaptic vesicle priming; presynaptic dense core vesicle exocytosis; neuromuscular junction development. The transcript has 2 exons. The record is from RefSeq and is a predicted model, not a curated record. Bases 4 to 327 code for a protein of 107 amino acids.
GACAUGAAGUGGCAGACAUGGGGGAUGUUCCGGCCUUUCGUUGAACUCUCCAUGGUUGGUCCCUUCCUGGCUGACAAGAAGGGCAAGUUCACCACAAAGUCCAAGAACAACAGCUGGACGGCAAAGUUCAACGAGGCCUUCCAGUUUGUGCUGGGCAAGGAGUCCCCAGAAUGCUAUGAGCUCCAGGUGACGGUGAAGGACUACUGUUUCGGCCGGGCGGACCGGGUGGUCGGCAUAGCCGUGGUCCAGCUGUGUGACGUCGCCGACCGCAAGAGCUGCGUGUGCUGGUGUCCCCUCAAACCGUUCAAACCGACGAGACGGGCAUGA